UUGUGAAGAUCUUUCCUGUGUUGCCAAAGGCGAGUGUGCGCCGAUCGCAGUUGAAGUUAAACCAAAGCAAUUUUUCUAAGCUGGGUGCUGUUAAAGUGCUAAGUUUAAGUCAGAAAGAAUUUUAAAUAGUCAUUAGCAAAGUAGUGGAGUUAAUAGUGGAUUUCACUAUCUAAUUGUACAGGUAUGAGCCAUGCAAUCCAUCGAGAUGUUCGAAGUCUAGAGCAGCAGGUUGCUGGUCUGGACUUGAACAUCCCAAGAGGGACGUCACCAAAGGACGGCCCACAUUCACAUCAGGAAGCCGGAAAAUACGUUCCACCUCAUUUAAGGGGAGUAGACAGGAGAAGUGAUUCUUACAGCCAACAUCAGCAAGGAGGACCUCCUCAAGGCAGUUAUAGAGAUUUUUCUGGCCAACCAAAUCGAAGCUUACAAGGUGGUUAUGGAGGUAGGCAAGAUAAUUAUCGUUCCGGACGUGGUGGAGGCUAUGGUGGAGGAUCCAACUGGAACAGAGGCUACAACAAGGGGUCUGGUGGUGGUUACAAUUCUCAAGGUUAUGGUGGAGGCGGUGGUUAUGACAAUGACAGAAAUGUAUACAAUGGAAACCUUGACUGGUCAAAGCCACUACCACGAAAUGACAGGCUCGAAAGAGAGUUAUUUGGUGAUCGAUCCACAGGAAUCAACUUUGACAAGUAUGAAGACAUUCCUGUAGAGGCGACAGGAAAUGAUUCUCCACAGAAUAUUGAGACUUUUGAAGAGUGUGAUUUUGGGGAAAUUUUGGCAGAAAAUGUAAAGCUGUGUGGUUAUGCAAAACCAACCCCUGUUCAAAAGUAUGCCAUACCCAUUGUUAGAGAAAAUAGAGACUUAAUGGCGUGUGCACAGACUGGAUCUGGAAAGACUGCUGCCUUUCUUUUGCCGAUUAUGAAUAGAAUUUACAAAGAAGGACCUUACGGUCAGAAUUACGGGGCUGGAGGAAAACCUGGUCGUAGAAAGCAGUUUCCUUUCUGCUUGAUUUUGGCUCCAACAAGAGAGUUGGCAUCACAAAUCUAUGAUGAAUCUAGAAAGUUCGCGUAUCGGUCAAUGCUACGUCCCUGUGUUGUAUAUGGUGGUGCCGAUGUUGGUGCCCAAAUGAGAGACUUGGAGCGUGGCUGUCAUUUGCUCGUUGCCACUCCUGGUCGUCUCGUGGAUAUGAUACAAAGAGGAAAAAUUGGACUUGAGUCAAUCAGAUUUAUGGUGCUUGAUGAAGCUGACCGAAUGCUGGAUAUGGGUUUUGAGCAACAGAUUCGCGAAAUUGUGGAGAAGUGUGACAUGCCCCCACCUGGUCAAAGAGAGACCUUAAUGUUCAGUGCCACUUUCCCUAAAGAGAUCCAGAUGCUUGCCCGAGAUUUCCUGGACAAUUACAUAUUUUUAGCAGUCGGCCGAGUUGGAUCUACAAGCGAAAAUAUCACCCAAAAGGUUGUGUGGGUAGAGGAAAUGGACAAGCGUUCAUUUCUACUUGACCUGCUGAACGCCUCAGGUCCUGAUUCUUUGACCCUUGUUUUCGUGGAGACAAAAAGAGGAGCUGAUGCCCUUGAAGAUUAUUUGUAUAGAGAAGAAUACAAUGCAACAUCCAUUCAUGGAGACAAAUCACAAUAUGAAAGAGAGGUUGCCUUAGCCUCUUUCAGAAAUGGAAGAACUCCAAUCCUCGUUGCAACUGCAGUGGCUGCUAGGGGUCUUGACAUUCCAAACGUGAAGCAUGUGAUCAACUUUGACAUGCCAACAGAUAUUGAAGAAUACGUACACAGAAUUGGAAGAACCGGAAGAGUGGGACACACUGGAUUAGCAACGUCUUUCUUUAACGAGAAGAACCGCAACGUUGCGCGAGAUUUGAUGGACCUACUGACGGAAGCAAAGCAAGAAGUGCCUAACUGGCUUGAGUCUAUGGCCUACCAAGCACAACAACACCAAGCUGCCAAGAGGGCUCAGCAAAGAGGCAGGUACGGAGCGGGUGGUUUUGGGAGCAGGGAUUACCGUCAGUAUCAGAAUCGCGGCAAUCAAAACCAAGGUGGCUACAGGUCAGGCCACGAUGGUAGUCAGGGUUACGGCGGCAGUCGCGCUGGCUUUGGCUUUGGUGGUGGUGGUGGUGGCGGCGGCGGUGGCUUCAACAACUUUGUCCAACAGAACCAUCAUUUUAGCCGUGGGCCUCCUCCAAACGCACGUCCUGCAGCCGACGAUUGGUUUGACAACUAAGGCUUGACUGCCAAAGACCAGAACGUGCAGCAGUGUUUGUAUUUUCAUUAUUAGCGUACUAUGCCUUGUUCAGUCAGUUUUUGUUGGUAAAUCGGGGGAUAAAAGAGACAUCUAUAUGCGAGCUUUGCUAAUGCACGGAGUACUUGUCGCUAUCAAGAUUGAGGUUGAAUUAAAAAUGCAUGUUUAUCCAGAGAUCAGACGAAACCAAUUGUUGCUUAUCACUGCCUGGUGACUAUGCUUGUUAUUCCACAGUAAUUACAUCCUGACUUGUGCAUUUUCAUGCAUCUCUUGUAUCAAUAUAGUUUGGCGGUUCGGUGGAAUGACCAUUCACCUUAAUCCAAAUCAACGUGGCGCAUUCUGCCGGAAAGAAAAAACUCACCUAAAAAGCAACGAUUCGCCAAAUCUCUGGAUACUUUUCACUUUAUCUUUUUUCUGCGUGACUGCAUAUCCAGUCAGCCUUUCCCUCCGAAAUCUUUUUACCUUAGUAAAUAUGUAAUGUUCUUCUUGGGACCUUACAACGGAGAGGUCCAACUAUCAUUAAAUGGUUGAUAUCUGUUAUUACAUAGCUCGUAUCUAGGGUAUCAUGUUUUGCAAUUUGAGAGCUGGUAAGAAAUGUGCCAUUAUUUGGCUGUUUCGUGUUGUAUUCCGUAAAGUGUGUCAGAAGAUUUUAGUAGCUAUAUUUUGAAAUUAAGUGCUGUGGCUAAUGUAUCACAAGUAGCUUAACUCAGUAUGGGGCUCUUUUUUACCAUUGUCGGAAUUAAAGUUGAUGUCAGAAAAAUGUAUUAAAACAGCGUCUACAUCCUAAGACACAAGGAAUAGAAGUUUGGAAACCUACUAGGGCCCUUUGAAAAUCCAACAUUCAGAAUAUAGCUUGUGGUUUCAUUUUAUUUUCAUUGAGUCUCUAUAUUGUGACGCACGUAAAAAACAAAUGCUUAAGUCAGGUUUUUGAAAUUAUUCAUUUGACUAGUGUUUUUGAAAUCUGAAAAUAAGGUAAUUUAUGAAGCUGGAUUAAUAAUCAUUUGUAGCCGAAAAGAAAUGACAGUGACUAGAAUUAUUUGAAUUUCUCUCGUCUAGAAAGACUAAAUUUGCCAGCAACUAUCUUCUUUAAGAUGUGUUGCUUUUUCUGGCCCACUGAUAUCACUUUCAUUUGUAACUCAAGAAUAUGAAACGUUUGAUUAAGUUCUAAUUUAUCUCCAAUAGUAAUGCUGGCAAAUUUGUUGAUAAAAUAAGCCCUUAAUGAUGCAUUGAUUAUUAAAUGGAAAGAUUAACUAAGCCGCAAAACAGAUACCGGCCUUAGAACUUCGAUAGAUGAAAACAUUUGCGAGAAAGUUUUCAAUUUUCUGCA
Messenger RNA from Rhopilema esculentum, 3568 nucleotides. RefSeq names its product putative ATP-dependent RNA helicase Pl10. Gene Ontology annotation, molecular function: ATP binding; RNA helicase activity; nucleic acid binding. NCBI's taxonomy places the organism in Eukaryota, Metazoa, Cnidaria, Scyphozoa, Rhizostomeae, Rhizostomatidae. The record is from RefSeq and is a predicted model, not a curated record.